AUGGGUGACCGCAGCACCCCGUUCAAGAAGAAGCCGAAAUCCCGCCGGGGUAUCCAAAUUGAUGGCGAAUGGCAUUGCGCUUGCGAUCCUCGCAAACCGGCGAUUGUUCAGGUUGUAACAAAAAACGGCUCAAACUACGGUCGUCGGUUCUACUCAUGCCUGAACGCCUACAAGCCGAACGAUUGCCGCUUUUUUUGGUGGAAAGACGAACCCAAACAGCCAGGUGGAAUUGUGGGAGAAAACGCCGGACACAAUACAACCCUAGGCCAGGGGAGCAGCAAUAAUCCUCCUCAGUACCCGAACAACAACAACAUGCCGAGCGAGGGAAGCGAUAUGCCGGCUCCUGUUGGCCCUCAGCCCGACGUGGGCCGUGGUUCGAGCACACCCCGAGCCACUAGAACCGGCACUGUCUUACACCCCCCCGACGGGCUCGGCGACAUCAACACAAACUUGGCUUCGAGCCGCGAUGGGACGCCUCCCGCCGAGUUCCAACCCACCCUCGGGGGCCACAUUCAUUCACCCACGAGUACCGUGUUCCCCGGUGCAACAACUCCUACCCGGACGCUUUUUCCCAACAACCGUCGGCAGGGCCUGCUAUCGGGUUUGGAUGGCGACGAUAGUGAUGCGUCGUCCAACGCUGACAAGCAACCAGCCGUGGGGGCGAUGCAUCCGCCGAAGCGUAAAUUAACCAGCGCCGGCGAUGGAUCGCCGGAGCAGAGAGCCGAGCAUAUUCACGCGGGCGGGCAAACAACAACUGAGCGGUCUGAAGCGUUUGAUUUCGAGCCGACCGGAGGACUCGGCCAAGCGACUAACGUUAUCGGGCGCUCGAACCAGCCCGAGAAGACCCCGGCCUCAGCAUUUACCACUCCGAGCAAGCACCGGCCCGGCCUCGGAUCCGGGACUGGCACGGGCUCGUUGGGUCCGUCGGCCGCCAAGCGCCAGAAAACGGCGCAGUCGGCAACUCACGGCACUACCCCGACUUCGGCGCGCUCCCGGAAAUCCCCCAUGUUUCCCCUGGCUGACAGCCCGGUGAAGGACUUGCCGAUGACAACCGAGAUCAUGACCUUGCUCGAAGGCGACAACAUCUCCCAACGCACAGAGAGGGCUGUGCGUUCGCAGCUUAACACAUUCGCGCGCCAAGCUGCUGGCAUUGAACUCGCCCGGAACCUGUUACGUGAGAAGAACCAGGCGAAGGACAUUAAGAUUGCCCGCCUGAAAGCACAGGUGGCAGAGUUCCGGGAUAUAGCUGUGCGCCAGCAGGCUGAGGAUGAAUCCCGUCAACAACAGCUGUAG
Messenger RNA from Dichotomopilus funicola, 1293 nucleotides. RefSeq lists its product as uncharacterized. The coding region runs from base 1 to 1293 and encodes 430 amino acids. The transcript is spliced from 2 exons. Gene Ontology annotation, molecular function: zinc ion binding. NCBI's taxonomy places the organism in Eukaryota, Fungi, Ascomycota, Sordariomycetes, Sordariales, Chaetomiaceae. The record is from RefSeq and is a predicted model, not a curated record.